AUGGCAGCUCUCGCCGUUGUCUUCGCCAUUGCCGCCGUUAUCGCGCAUUCAGUUGUCAGUGCCGCGGUGGCGGCCGCCGACGAUGCAUCUUCAACGGCCGCUAGAAAUUUCACGAUAGCUUCUCCUCCCUCUCCGACGACCAGUGGUCCGGUGACAUACGUGUUCGGCGACUCGAUGUCCGACGUGGGCAACAACAACUACUUCCCCAUGUCCCUCGCGAAGUCCAACUACCCUUGGUACGGCAUCGACUACCCCAACCGCGAGGCCACCGGGAGGUUCACCAAUGGAAAGACCAUCGGAGACUACAUGGCCGAGAAGUUCGGCGUCCCACCCCCGCCGCCGUUUCUGCAGCUGAGAAUGACGGGCAAGGACGUGCUCGGCGGCGUCAACUUCGCUUCCGGCGGUGCCGGCAUUCUGAACGAGACGGGCAUCUACUUCGUUCAGUACCUCUCAUUCGACGAGCAGAUAUCGAGCUUCGAGAUCGUCAAGAAGGCGAUGAUCGCCAAGAUCGGCAAGGAGGCGGCGGAGGCCGCUGUCAAUGCGGCAUUGUUCCAAAUUGGACUCGGGAGCAACGACUACAUCAACAACUUCCUGCAGCCAUUCAUGGCGGACGGCACCACGUACACGCACGACCAGUUCAUCCGCCUCCUCAUCACCACCCUAGACCGGCAGCUCAAGAGGCUGUACGGGCUCGGCGCACGGAAGGUCGCGUUCAACGGGCUGGCCCCGAUGGGUUGCAUCCCGUCGCAGCGCGUCCGCUCCACGGACGGCAAGUGCCUGUCAAACGUGAACGACUACGCCCUGCAGUUCAACGCGGCCGCCAAGAAGCUGCUGGACGGCUUGAACGCCAAGCUGCCCGGCGCGCAGAUGGGCCUCGCCGACUGCUACUCCGUCGUCAUGGAGCUCAUCGAACACCCCGAGAAGAACGGGUUCACGACGGCGCACACGUCGUGCUGCAACGUGGACACGGAGGUCGGAGGGCUGUGCCUGCCCAACACGAGGCCCUGCAGCGACCGCAGCGCGUUCGUGUUCUGGGACGCCUACCACACCUCGGACGCCGCCAACAAGGUGAUCGCCGACCGCCUCUGGGCGGACAUGAUGAGCGCCGGGCAAGGGGGCGCUUCGGCUCCUGCUCGCGUCGGCGCAUCUAGCCCCGCCGCUGCGCCGUCUCCGUCCCCGUCCGAGGACUACUGA
Miscanthus lutarioriparius is the source of this 1194-nucleotide messenger RNA. Lineage: Eukaryota; Viridiplantae; Streptophyta; Magnoliopsida; Poales; Poaceae. The record is from the annotation of a GenBank genome assembly.